This is a messenger RNA of Ricinus communis (castor bean), 3666 nucleotides long. Its product is annotated as receptor-like protein kinase HSL1. NCBI's taxonomy places the organism in Eukaryota, Viridiplantae, Streptophyta, Magnoliopsida, Malpighiales, Euphorbiaceae. Gene Ontology annotation, cellular component: plasma membrane. The record is from RefSeq and is a predicted model, not a curated record. Gene Ontology annotation, biological process: hormone-mediated signaling pathway; protein phosphorylation. Gene Ontology annotation, molecular function: protein binding; protein kinase activity; ATP binding. The transcript is spliced from 2 exons. Bases 167 to 3196 code for a protein of 1009 amino acids.
UUGAAGUUCGUAAGCAAGUGCCUGUGGUUUCACGUUUCUGUGUGUAUCACACGUUGUCUCGUCAGAACAAUAAACACCAUGGAAACAACUCUUCUUUCCUAGAAGCUUACCUUCAUUUUAACACAGGUUCAAAACAAGCUACUCUCAAAAUCUGAGCUCUCUCUUAAUGUCGAAAAUAACCUCAGUAUUUCUCUCUAUUUGCUUCUCUGCCCUUCUCCUUUCCCUCCUCCUCAGCCAUGUCAAGUCUCAGCAGCAGCUUUAUGAUGAAGAAGAAGCAAUCCUUCUAAGGCUAAAGCAACACUGGAAAAAUCAACCACCUCUUGUUCAGUGGACCCCAUUAACCUCUUCUCAUUGCACCUGGCCAGGAAUCAACUGCACCAACAGUUCUGUCACUGGUCUCAACUUUGCCAAUGUGAAUAUUGCUGGAACAAUCCCGCCCUUCAUUUGUGACCUCAAGAACCUCACAGUUCUUGAUUUUGGCAACAACAGCAUCAUUGGAACGUUCCCUUUGUUUCUCUAUAACUGUUCCAAGCUUGAGCACCUCGAUCUCUCUCAGAAUUACUUUGUUGGCACCAUUCCUGAUGACAUUGAUCGCUUGUCUCGGCUUUCAUUCCUUAACCUCUAUGGUAAUAACUUCACUGGUAAUAUUCCAGUGGCUAUCGGGCGAUUAAAGGAGUUAAAAUCUCUUCAACUUCAACAGAAUCUGUUUAACGGUACUUUCCCAGUAGAAAUCGGCAACUUGACCAAUCUUGAAGAGCUAAUGUUGGCUUACAAUGGUUUUUUACCAUCAAGGUUUCCAUCUAAUUUCACCCAGCUGAAGAAAGUAAAGCAGCUUUGGUUUGCUGAAUCGAAUUUGAUAGGGGAGAUUCCGGAAAUGAUUGGAGAUAUGGCUGCAUUGGAGCUCUUAGAUUUAUCAACAAAUACAUUAACUGGGAAUCUUCCCAGCAGUUUGCUCAUGUUGAAGAACUUGAGUAUGCUAUAUCUUCACAAGAACAAUCUAUCCGGGGAGAUCCCUCGAGUUGUUGAAGCUCUGAAUUUGGUCGAACUUGAUCUUUCUGAUAAUAACUUGAUAGGGACUAUCCCUGACGAGUUUGGGAAGUUGGAGAAAUUAUCAAUUUUAAAUUUGUUCUUCAAUCAAUUAUCUGGUGAAAUCCCUGUAAGUAUUGCCCAUCUUCCGGUACUGAAACGUUUUAACUUGUUCAGCAACAACUUAUCCGGUGCCCUCCCUCCGGAAUUGGGUCUGUAUUCAGAGCUUGAACAGUUCCAGGUUUCGUCAAACAGGCUUAGUGGCAGGCUGCCUGAACCCUUAUGCAAUGGAGGGAAGUUAGUAGGAGUAGUAGCCUUCGACAACAAUCUCAAUGGAGAAUUGCCAACGUCACUGGGGAACUGCAGUAGUUUGCUGAUCGUAAGCAUUUCGCGCAAUGCAUUUUCUGGCAACGUUCCUAUUGGUCUGUGGACAGCUUUAAAUUUGACAUUUCUGAUGUUGAGCGAUAAUAAGUUCGCUGGUGAGCUCCCAAAUGAAGUGUCGAGGAAUCUUGCGCGACUUGAGAUAAGUAACAACGAGUUUUCUGGUAAAAUUCCUAGUGGAGCUUCUUGGAGCAAUCUGGUGGUUUUCAACGCCAGUAAUAACCUUUUUUCUGGCACAAUCCCUCAGGAAUUAACUGCUCUUCCUAGUCUCACUACUCUUUUGCUUGACAGGAACCAACUCAGCGGACCCCUUCCAUCCGAUAUAAUCUCAUGGAAGUCACUCAAUACAAUAAACAUGAGCCAAAAUCAACUUUCUGGACAACUUCCAGAUGAAAUUACUUCUCUACCUAACCUUGUUGUACUGGAUUUAUCAGAUAAUCAAAUUUCUGGCGACAUUCCACCUCAACUAGGCUCCCUGAAGCUUAACUUUCUCAAUCUCUCUUCCAAUCAUCUUACAGGGGAAAUCCCACGUCUGUUGGAAAAUGCUGCUUACAACACCAGCUUCUUGAACAAUCCUGGUCUUUGUACCAGUAGUUCAUUGCUAAACCUUCAUGUCUGUAAUUCUAGACCCCAAAAGUCAAGCAAAAAUUCGACAAGAUUGAUAGCCUUGAUAUCAAGUAUUUUAGCAGCGGCCUUUGUGUUGGCUUUGUUACUCUCAUUCUUUGUGAUCAGAGUUCACCAGAAGAAAAAGCAGCGAUCCAAUUCAACAUGGAAGUUCACCUCAUUCCAUAAGUUGAGUUUUACUGAAUCAGAUAUACUAUCAAAAUUAACAGAAAGCAACCUGAUUGGAAGUGGAGGAUCAGGAAAAGUAUAUCGAGUACUUACAAAUGGAUCAGGCCUCAUUGUUGCUGUGAAAAGAAUUUGGAAUGACAGGAAGUUAGAUCAAAAACUUGAGAAAGAGUUCCAAGCAGAAGUUGAGAUAUUGGGUAAAAUUAGGCAUCUGAACAUAGUGAAGCUGCUUUGCUGUAUUUGCAAUGACGACUCAAAACUUCUCGUCUAUGAGUAUAUGGACAAACGUAGCCUGGAUCGGUGGCUGCACACGAAGAAGAGACGAAAUGUUUCUGGUUCAGUCUGUCAUGCCGUUCUAAACUGGCCUACUCGGUUCAGAAUUGCAGUAGGAGUUGCUCAAGGCCUAUCCUACUUGCAUCAUGACUGCUUACCCCGUAUUGUUCAUCGAGAUGUUAAAUCAAGCAAUAUCCUGCUAGAUUCCUCUUUCAAUGCAAAAAUUGCCGAUUUUGGUUUGGCCAGGAUGCUGAUUAAACAAGGAGAAGCUACAGUAUCAGCUGUGGCAGGGUCUUUUGGCUAUAUAGCUCCAGAGUAUGUUCAAACAUCGAAAGUGAAUGAAAAAGUUGAUGUCUACAGCUUUGGUGUUGUUCUGUUAGAACUAACAACUGGUAAGGAGGCAAAUUUUGGUGAUGAGAAUAGUUGCCUUGCUGAUUGGGCAUGGCAUCACAUGAGCGAAGGUAGCGCAGUAGUCGAUGCCUUGGAUAAAGAGAUCGUGGAACCUUCUUAUUUAGGUGAAAUGAGCAUUGUUUUCAAGCUUGGAGUCAAGUGCACCAGCAAAAUGCCUUCUGCUAGACCCUCCAUGAGUGAGGCCUUGCAAAUUCUACUUCAGUGCAGCCGUCCACAAGUUUUUGAAGUGAAGAUUAUGGGAAGAGAGUAUGAUGUCGCUCCCCUCCUAAAGAGUUCAAAGCGCGAGCAAUCAUCAGGGAAUGAUGAGAAUGAGUGAUCUGUCACCAACUGGGAUCAGCUCAAUUGGGGCAUAACUCAAAGUUGGAAAAUUCUUGCCUCCUAAAAAAAAAAGUCUCCACCCGCCAAACCAAUAGAUGAGUAGCACAUGUUUUGUAGUAUUAAAUAACCAAGUACAUAUCAAUCAUCCAGUGUGAAAGUACAAAACAUUGAUGUAGAUAUGUCAGAGUGUCAGUCAUUUACUUAUUACGUAUAUACACUUAGCGAUAAGAAUUACCCGAAAGUAAGGUUUUUGUUCUCUCAUCAACUGUAAAGUGCUCCUAGAGGUGGCUGAUAAACUUGUAUUUUUAGAAGAAAUAAGGCAUCCUUUGUAAGCACAAGACAAAGUUAUAGAAUAGUUCGUUAUAGGCAAGCAGACAUCGAGCUAGAAUAUUUGAUAACGUAAGCAGUUGCAGCAUUGUUUUGCUAUUAUCCAAGUGCAAGACGAAUUAGAAACUGUAUUUUCCUGUA